AUGGCUUAUGAUAAAUCUCUUCACUCUCCGAACAACCCACAUUUCUUCCAGCCUCUCCUUCCUGGCUUCCACACUCAUCUCAACAUUCCUGUAGCUUUCUUCUUGAAGCACGUCCAAGGAAGUAACGACCACAUCAAGACUGCUAAACUGAGAACAGAUGCGUCCGAUGAAACUUGGUUAGUGAAGAUAAACGGUCUGAGAUUCACCGAUGGGUGGGAAGAUUUUGCAGUAGCGCAUGAGCUCCGGAUUGGUGACAUCAUCAUUUUUAGACAUGAAGAAGAGAUGGUGUUUCAUGUCACAGCUUUAGGACCAAGUUGCUGUGACAUUCAAUAUAGUUCAGCAUCAUCACACAACAUCAGUGAUGAUAGUGAAUAUCAGACCAACAAUACUGAAAACAGUUCGGGGGAAAAGAGAAAGAGAGUGAAGAAGAGUCCAAGAACGAAAGUAGAUUCUUCAUCAGAUCACUUUAUGGCACAAGUCUCACCCACUAGUCUAAGAUUUGAUCGACUGUAUGUACCAAUUAGUUUUUCGAGGUCAAUCGGUCUGGACAACAUGAGCGGUAAAGAGAUCAUUCUUCUUAACGAGGAAGGAAGAUCAUGGAGUUUGAAUAUUACAUACACCAAAGCAAGCAUGCAGACUUAUGUCGGACCUGGUUGGAGAAGAUUCUGUGCUGAGAAUGGGAUGAACCAAGGUCAUCAGUAUACAUUCAAACUGGUCAGAAAAUCUGCACCACCAGUCAUCCGCUUGUACCUUGCAGAACCAGCUCCGGAAUCUUCAUUACGCCAUUCUAACUAUGUGGGAUUUGUCAGUUCUAAUAGCUUAAGAAACGAUAGACUGUAUCUUCAGAGGAAUUUUGUGAUUGCAAAUGGUCUGGACAGAGGAUUCAGUGAGAUUACUUUAAAGAAUGAAAGGGGAGGAAAAUGGAGUUUAGGUUUGAGAUACUACGAUUCACUCAGCCAUACUUAUCUCGGACCAGGCUGGAAAACAUUUUGCCAAGUAAACGGGAUCAAAGCUGGUGAUUCCUUUAUGUUUAAGGUGGUUGAAACCGGCGACAAGCCUGUUCUCUUGUUGUGCAGUUCCAACCGUGGGAAAACACCAUCAGAGUGUCCAGAAGAUAGUUAUGAUGUAGACUCCCUCUCCUCUGAUACUAGCAGCGGAGAUGAUAGUAGAGAAUGA
Raphanus sativus (radish) is the source of this 1176-nucleotide messenger RNA. RefSeq names its product B3 domain-containing protein REM17-like. The transcript is spliced from 5 exons. The record is from RefSeq and is a predicted model, not a curated record. The coding region runs from base 1 to 1176 and encodes 391 amino acids. Gene Ontology annotation, molecular function: DNA binding. NCBI's taxonomy places the organism in Eukaryota, Viridiplantae, Streptophyta, Magnoliopsida, Brassicales, Brassicaceae.